Molecule: messenger RNA, 507 nt
Organism: Ochotona princeps (American pika)
Lineage: Eukaryota; Metazoa; Chordata; Mammalia; Lagomorpha; Ochotonidae
Gene: DNLZ
Product: DNL-type zinc finger
Exons: 3
Coding region: 1-507 (168 amino acids)
Biological process (GO): protein import into mitochondrial matrix; protein stabilization; protein folding
Cellular component (GO): mitochondrion
Molecular function (GO): zinc ion binding; protein-folding chaperone binding
Source: RefSeq, a predicted model, not a curated record
AUGCUGCGGGCGGCGCUGGGGCGCGCCCCGGGGCUGCUGGGGCCCGGCCUGAGGCGGCUGUGGGGCCGCGGCGCCCGCCCGCAGGCCGUGAGGAGGCCGUGGGGCGCGCGGGGCUCGAGCUCCGAGCCGGGGCCCGCGGCGGCGCGCAGGGAGUCGGCGGGGCCGCGCUACCAGCUGGUGUACACGUGCAAGGUGUGUGGGACCCGCUCCUCCAAGGGCAUCUCCAAGCUGGCCUAUCACCAGGGCGUGGUCAUCGUGACCUGCCCCGGCUGCCGCAACCACCAUGUCAUUGCCGACAACCUGGGCUGGUUCUCAGACCUGGACGGGAAGCGGAACGUGGAGGAGAUCCUGGCAGCCAGGGGGGAGAAGGUGCACCGAGCGUCCGUGUCCGGCGAGGGGACCCUGGAGCUGCUGCCGGAGGCCACGGGGGCCCCCACACCUCUUGCUGCUCCAGAAGGGGCCCAGGACAAAGACCCCACCUGCCCUGGCAGGAUGGAGCCCAAAUGA